Scleropages formosus (Asian bonytongue) is the source of this 5838-nucleotide messenger RNA. Its product is annotated as semaphorin-6D-like. The record is from RefSeq and is a predicted model, not a curated record. Gene Ontology annotation, molecular function: chemorepellent activity; semaphorin receptor binding. Gene Ontology annotation, biological process: axon guidance; positive regulation of cell migration; semaphorin-plexin signaling pathway. Bases 327 to 3569 code for a protein of 1080 amino acids. Gene Ontology annotation, cellular component: plasma membrane. The transcript has 19 exons. NCBI's taxonomy places the organism in Eukaryota, Metazoa, Chordata, Actinopteri, Osteoglossiformes, Osteoglossidae.
CGCGGACGGAGGGAAGCGCACCCCUGUUGCCAUUCGAUCGCUCCUCAGCGUUGAAGAUCGCAGAGAGUGUGGAGCCCGACCCAAGACGGCUUGGCUCAAGAGUCCGGGAAUAAACCGAGUUUAUUCUAAAAAAAAAAAAAAACACUGAUUCUUAAGGGAAUCAAUCGAGGAAACCCGGGACGAUCAUCACUCCUGUACGUACCGAUGGAUUGGGUGAACAUAUCGAGGAAUCUGGAGAAAAUCUAGCUAUAAUUCGGGAAGCUCCAGGUAGGAGGUAACGUGUGCAUCGCUGGCAAAAGAAAAGGCGUCUGCUUUUCCCAUCGGCCAUGGGCCCGAGACUCCCGCUCCUUCUCAGCCUGGUGCUCCUGACAGCCCCACGCCCAGGAGCCAGCAGUUUUCCAGAGGACAGCGUGCCCAUAGACUCUGUGGAUUACCACUACACAAGGCACUACCCAGUAUUUAGAGGACGACCGUCAGGCAAUGAAUCUCAGCACCGACUGGACUUUCAGCUGAUGACAAAAAUCCAAGACACACUCUUCAUCGCUGGCAGAGACCAAGUGUACCUAGUGAGCUUGCGAGAAUCCUACAGGAAUGAAAUCAUUCCAUACCGGAAAUUAACAUGGAGGUCUGGCCCAGCAGACCGGGAAACCUGCGCCAUGAAAGGGAAGCACAGGGAUGAGUGCCACAACUUCAUAAAAGUGCUGGUGCCCAGGAACGAUGACCUGGUGUUCAUCUGUGGGACCAAUGGCUUCAAUCCCAUGUGUAGAUACUACAGGCUUGACAACCUGGAGUUUGAUGGUGAGGAGAUCAGUGGGCUGGCACGGUGCCCUUUCGAUGCCAAGCAGACCAACGUGGCCCUCUUUGCCGAUGGGAAACUGUACUCUGCCACCGUGGCAGACUUCCUCGCCAGUGAUGCUGUCAUUUACCGUAGCAUGGGGGAUGGCUCAGCGCUGAGAACCAUCAAAUAUGACUCCAAGUGGUUAAAAGAGCCACAUUUUUUGCAUGCUGUGGAGUAUGGAGACCACGUGUACUUUUUCUUCAGGGAGAUAGCAGCAGAGUACAAUAACCUUGGAAAGGCAGUGUACUCCCGGGUAGCGCGGAUCUGCAAGAAUGAUUUGGGCGGCUCCCAAAGGGUGCUGGAAAAGCAUUGGACCUCCUUUGUCAAGGCACGCCUCAACUGCUCUGUCCCAGGGGAAUCAUUCUUCUACUUCGAUGUCAUGCAGUCUGUGACAGACAUCAUUGACAUCAACGGGACUCCUUCUGUGGUAGGGGUCUUCACUACACAGCUCAACAGUAUCCCUGGCUCUGCAGUGUGCGCUUUUUCCAUGGAGGACAUCAAGAAGGCCUUUCGGGGCAGGUUCAAAGAGCAGAAGACACCUGACUCUGUGUGGACAGCCGUUCCCGAGGAGAAGCUACCCAAACCCAGGCCUGGCUGUUGUGCGGGGCAAGGCUUGGCUGAGGGCUACAAAACCUCCAUUGAUUUCCCGGAUGAGACGCUGCUUUUCAUCAAAUCCCACCCUCUGAUGGAUUCAGCCGUCCCAUCGCUCAGCGAAGAGCCCUGGUUUACAAAGACUCGCGUCAGGUACAGGCUGACUGCAGUAGCUGUGGACAACAGGGCUGGGCCCCAUCAAAACUACACAGUUGUAUUCAUUGGCUCUGAGGCUGGGGUGGUCCUUAAGGUCUUGGCUAAGGCUUCCCAGAACUCCCUGAAUGACAGUGUUCUUCUGGAGGAGAUUGAUGUCUUUAACUCAGCAAAGUGUGCCUCCAACAGGGAAGAUGACCGGCGUGUCCUGUCCCUGCACCUGGACAGGGAGAGCCAUGGUCUGUACGUGGCCUUCUCCAGCUGUGUGGUUCGCAUCCCGCUCAGUCGCUGCCAGCGUCAUGCCAGCUGCCACAAAUCCUGCAUAGCAUCUCGUGACCCCUACUGUGGAUGGCUGCCCCACGGAUCCUGCGAGAAAAUCCAGCCAGGCCAAUUGUCUGGAUACGAACAAGAUGUGGAGUAUGGCAACACAGCACAGCUGUCUGACUGUCAUGAAUUUUUGGCUACAACAUCUACGCCAGAUUACAAAUCAUUUGGUGACCCAACAUCUGACAUGGAGUUGCCAUCACCUUCAGUCACCUCAGUGCCAACUGACCUCAUAGAAUCACCUCAAAUCAUUGCCACUCAGAAACCUGAACUGUUUGGUUCAAGGAAAUUUGUGCUUCAAGAGGGCCCGGCUACUUCACAUUCAUACGGGUCAUUACCAGGUGUUCCAGAUGGUAUAUGGGAAGUUCAGUCAGGAGAGUCCAAUCAGAUGGUGCAUAUGAACGUCCUUAUCACCUGUGUUUUUGGUGCCUUUUUGCUGGGAGCACUCAUUGCCGGAAUGAUUGUCUACUGCUACCGGGGUCCUUUCCUCAGAAAGACCAGGAAGAUAAAUAAGGAUGCUGAAUGUGUCCAGUCCUGCACAGACUCCGGUGACAGUUUUGCAAAACUCAAUGGUUUGUUUGACAGCCCCGUGAAGGAAUACCAGGCAAGCAUGGACUCCCCAAAGUUGUACACAAACCUGCUGAGGAACGGCAGAGACAUCACACCCUGUGCCGACACAAAGGCUAUGAUCCUGAGUAGCCAGUGUCAGCCCCCAGAACUAGCUGCCCUUCCUACACCAGAGUCAACUCCCAUUCUCCAACAGAGGAACCUGCAGCCAAUCAAGAAUCACUGGGAGAAGGUACACGGCAAGGGGAACUCAAACUCGUCUCACCGAGAGUCACCUCCAAAGAGCCCUCACUUCUUCCCCGCUAGCCCAGCUCCCCACUCACCCACCACACAUGGGCACAUCCCCAGUGCAGUAGUCCUCCCCAACGCGACCCAUGACUAUCGAGCCUCUUUCACCAACAUGGACGGGCCACGAUCCGAAAGGAAGAUGCAAAAUCCAGAGCUCCAUGUUAACAGCAAACCCGGCAAGAGAGAUGUGCGACACUCAGUGGAUGCAAGGAACACACUGAAUGACUUGCUAAAGCACCUAAACGAGAACAGCAGCCCUCAGGCCAUCCUGGUCGAUGGGCCCAAGUCCCGACACAACUUGAUGCUUGAUCCCAUGAGCAUGUCAGAGAUCCCACCAAAAGUCCCAAGCAGGGAAGCUUCGCUGUAUUCGCCCUCCUCAUCCCUCCCCAGGAACAGUCCCACAAAGCGGGUGGAUGUGCCCAGCACACCAACCACACCCACAGGCCAAAUGAACACUCUGGAGAGACAGAGGGGCAUACACAGGACCCCCUCACAGAGGCACUCUAUAUCGGCCCUUCCCAAAAGCAUGAACUCUCCCAAUGGAGCUGUUGUGUCACGGCAGACCAGCAUGAACCGUGGGGGUUACAUGGCACCCACCCCUCCAUCUAGACUGGACUCCCAUGGGGCAACAACCGGGGGCCAUCUACAGCCCCCCUUGUCCCGACAGAGCAGUUACACAGGCCAUGGCUCCCUGCCUCGAUCAGGUGUCAAGAGGACACCCUCCAUUAAACCAGAUGUUCCCCCAAAACCCAAUGCUUUCACUCCACAGACUGCACAAAUCAGGAUAGUGAACAAGUACAGUUACUGAGCAUGCUCAGUCGGUCUCAGGCCAAAGGAAGUUAAACAGUGAGGCCUAACGAAGGGAUCUUAAUCUGACCCAGCUGACUGCAGUCCGAAGGGUUAUUAGCAUUCAUCAACAAAACCUUUGGGCAGCGGUGUUCUCUGGUUUUCUUUUAUGCCUUUUUUGGAAGGGAAUAUCCAAAGUUUUUGGGAGUAUUCCCAAGGAUGUAAGAGCAGGAAUGAUUCUGGGCAGAGGCCUCCACAAAGAGGACAUCAUUUUUGCACUGUUCUGCUGUUCCAGCACUAGGUGCAAACAAGAAUACUUGAAGAAUUGGUCCCAACAUUUCUUAUCACUGACUACAGUCUUCCCAGUAAAUGUGAACAAAUGUAUGCAUUUUUUCUGGCUGUUACAGGGGGCAAGGAGGAGCUUUAAAACAAACCUGACGUACGGUACAAACAUUUUGGCUGAAAACAUACCUUUGCAGGAUGGUUGCACAGACAGUAGAGGCACCUUAGGUGUGUGUGGGGUACCUGCACGGACCAGGAUUGCGCAUGCAAACUGCAGGAUUUACAUGGAGCGCACCAACGCGCUCACAGGAGGAAGAUGCACCAAACUCACUGAACCCCCCCAUUGUACAUUAAUAUCAGACUCUCUCUGAUGAUGAAUGUUCAGGGUAUCUACUUGGACUACAGAUUCAACUCACUGGAAGACUGCUGAUGCUCGCUGCUACAGAUCCAAUCCCCAACACUGUCUGAGUACAUCGGACUCUGGCAAUUCUUCUGCUGAGCCCUGGUGUGCUCUGCCGUCAGCUCUCAAAGGUAGAGUAAAGGGCCACGAGGCAAAAGGUUGCAUGAUGUGGAGAACACAACGAAUCAGAGCUAGACCAUGUUUCCGGAGACUUCUACAACUCAAACCAGUCUCUGAGGAACUUCAAUGAGUCCAGCUCUGUAUGCCAAAAAUGAGAUGUCUAUCGCUUUGUUUUAACCCUUUUUUUUUCCCCGAAGAACCAAACCACAGACUGCAUAUUUUUGUGUCGUUUUGCGUCUACAACAACAAAGAUGUGGUUUGAGUUUCAAGCACCCAUUUUAAGAAUCUUGUUCAAAUGAAUACGCUUUUGAAAGAUAAUUGUGCAAUCACCUAAACAAAGAGUAAUAAUUGUACCCUAUGGACGUCAUGCCGGUAAUGACAAAACUGUGUGUGUAUAUAAACUUUUUUUAGCUGCGUCCCAAGUCUGUGCAUUGUGUGCCUUAUUUAACUAAUGAUGUUGAAUGAUAAGUGUCCGUAAACAUGUCCAUUGGGUCCAUUUUCAGAAAUAAGUGAUGGCUGAAAAUUCAGAUUUUAGUCACAGUGUGGGAAAUGGAGGCAGCUAAUAGAUUUUUUUUAUCCCUAAGUGGUCUGUUAAAGUUGACAAAUUAAUGUUCAACCGACAAAUGUUCUGUCGGGUUUUUUGGCUGAGCAGAUAGUAUUAUUCCAGAAGCUUAAUGCAAUGUGCAUGAAUGGCAGAAAUGGAAUAGGGCAGAAGACAAGAUUUUUCUUCCUACGUUACUGAAUGUUGCUAAUUAUGACAGUUGUACAUGUCCCUGCAAAAGGAACAGAACAUAAUUUUAAAGGCCUGCUUUGGCCAGCAGAACACCGAACCAGAGAAUAUCAAUAAAUGAUUCCAAAUGACUGUUUUUCAUGGUGCAGGGAUGCUUUCCAGUUUUAUCUCACGUAUACAGUUAACUUUUUAUUGCAGUUAAACUGUAAAUUGGGCCUUUCCUAAAUGUAUUGCAGUUCUAGGACAGCAAGACCAACAGUUUGGUUGCCUGUUAGAAUCCAAAGUUUCUUUCUUCUAAACGCAUUUUGUGUACACAUUUCAGUGAUUGCCUACUCAUCAAACUGGAUGUUACUACAUGCUAAUAAUUGUCGUUUUGUGCAAAGGGAGAUUUGUACAUGUAUACAGUCUUCAGAGGUCUGUAAAUGUCGAGCUGCCUUUUAGAUCUCAAGACAAGGACAGUCUGUUGCAGUUGGAUCUCUUUGAGCCUUUACAUUUCAGCCACAUUGCUGACUUCAUCCUUAAUACUGUGCAAACUGGUGACUGAAAUGCAGUUGUGCUUUUUUUGCAGUCUUUUAAAAGUGUAGAUAUUGUAAAACUUGUAACUGUGAAUGUGUAAAUAAUGUUAACUGUUUUUUGGAAUCUUUUUUAUUUUAUUUUUUAAAUACAGCAUGUAUAGUUGAAAUAAAACAUUACUGCGCAGAGGAUUUUGUAUUUCGGCAGGUAACAUUUUUAUGGUUUUAGGGCAGACUUGCGGCGCUC